AUGACGAUUAGAACAACAACUCCUUUUCUUAACAUUCUAUGGCAGCUCCUUUUGCUUCUGCUACUACCAUUUCACCAGAACUUGGCUAACGCUGCGGGUGGUCGGUGGCAGCUACUGAUGUCCAACAUUGGCAUUUCAGCCAUGCACAUGCAACUCCUCAAUAACGACAGAGUCAUAAUGUACGACCGUACUGACUUUGGCGCAUCCAACAUCUCGUUACCCAAUGGCAAAUGUCGCAACAACCCUAAUGACCUCGCGUUGAAAGUUGACUGCACUGCUCACUCUGUCGAGUACGAUGUUUCCACCAAUUCUGUGCGUCCCCUCAUGGUCCAGACCGAUGUGUGGUGCUCCUCUGGCUCCGUCGACUCCGACGGUUCUUUGGUUCAAACUGGUGGUUUCAACGACGGUGAACGUAUGGUUAGAGUAGUCAAACCAUGCAGCACUUGUGACUGGCAGGAAAUGGGAAGUAACCUAAUUCAGAGUCGAUGGUAUUCCACCAAUCAUAUUCUUCCAGAUGGAAGGCAAAUUAUCAUUGGUGGUCGUAAGGCUUUUAACUACGAGUUUUAUCCCAAAACUGCUUCAACCAACAACGUAUUUAGCCUGCCCUUUCUUCAGCAAACUAAUAAUCCUAGAGAAGAGAACAAUCUUUUCCCGUUUGUUUUUCUCAAUGUGGAUGGAAAUCUAUUCAUUUUCGCUAAUGAUCGAGCUAUCUUGUUCGACUACAAGGCGAACAAGGUGGUGAAAACGUACCCACAAAUACCUGGUGGCGACCCGAGAAAUUAUCCAAGUUCGGAUUCUGCAGUUCUUCUUCCGUUAAAGAACUUGCGGACACAAAAGGUUCAAGCUGAGGUUUUGGUGUGCGGUGGAGCACCAAGAGGGUCAUACCCCAAAGCGGACAAAGGUGAAUUUAUAGGUGCAUUAAACACGUGUGGGCGAAUUACAAUUACCGACCCGAAUCCACAGUGGACAAUGGAGAAAAUGCCAUUAGCUCGAACAAUGGGUGACAUGGUAAUUUUACCAAAUGGAAAUGUCUUGAUCAUCAAUGGAGCCGCAGCGGGCACUGCUGGAUGGCAAAUCGCUAGGAAACCGGUUUUGAGUCCGGUGAUUUAUCGACCCGAUAACCCACUUGGUUCUAGAUUCGAGGUACAAAACCCGAAUGUCAUACCGAGAAUAUACCGCUCAACAGCGGUUUUACUCCGAGAUGGUCGGGUUUUUGCUGGAGGUAGUAAUCCAAACAAGUUUUACAACUUCACUGGAGUUCUUUUUCCAACGGAUUUAAGCUUGGAGGCAUUCUCACCAUCCUAUUUGGAUCCGAAAUCUGCUAAUUUGCGACCACAGAUCAUUUCUCCCUCUUCCCGUCAUAAAACCAAGUAUAGGCAAAGUGUUAACAUUCGAUUUACUGUUUCCGGAUUAUUAAACACAGAUUUGGUCAAAGUAACAAUGGUUGCACCUGGGUUUAAUACACAUUCAAAUACUAUGAACCAAAGAGUGCUUGUGCUUUCAAGUGGAAAGGUGAGAAGGAUUGGAAAGUCCACUUACCAAAUCAAUUUGAUCUUCCCGAGUUCUGGUAAAUUAGCGCCACCUGGUUACUAUAUGUUAUUUGUGGUUCAUCAAGACAUAUCAAGUAAGGGAAUUUGGGUCAAGAUCCAAUAGUCAUAGUCCUAAGCCGAGGGUCUAUCGCAAACAGUUUUACUGUCUUCUUGAAGGUAGGGUUAAGGUUUGCGUACACACUACUAGUGGCGGACCCAGGAUUUUAUGCAGGCGGGUUCAAUUUUAGAAGUACGUAACUUUAGUCGUAAAAUAGUAGUUAUCAAGUGGGUUCAAAUAAAAUAUUUAUACAAAAUUUAUGCAGCUUUAAUCA
Messenger RNA from Nicotiana tabacum (common tobacco), 1861 nucleotides. NCBI's taxonomy places the organism in Eukaryota, Viridiplantae, Streptophyta, Magnoliopsida, Solanales, Solanaceae. The record is from RefSeq and is a predicted model, not a curated record.